Messenger RNA from Corticium candelabrum, 3369 nucleotides. RefSeq lists its product as uncharacterized. Gene Ontology annotation, molecular function: RNA ligase (ATP) activity; ATP binding. The record is from RefSeq and is a predicted model, not a curated record. NCBI's taxonomy places the organism in Eukaryota, Metazoa, Porifera, Homoscleromorpha, Homosclerophorida, Plakinidae. Gene Ontology annotation, biological process: tRNA splicing, via endonucleolytic cleavage and ligation.
AUGGUAGAAAAGACAAGAAACAACAAGGACAACAACAAAAAAACGGAUGCUGACAUACAUACUGGAAGGAAAAUUAAGCAAUCAAAAGAGAAAAGUCAGAAUGAAGAUUUGUCUACGGAGAAAAAGAAACCAAUGAAGCAAGCUACGGAUGUCAUUUCGCGUAUUAUCUGGGAUCCUGAUUUGCCAACUGAGCUUUUUACUGUUGGCUAUCUUGAUCGGUUUGUUGCCAUUGUUGAAAAGCCAUUUAGUGCAUUCAGCUGGGAAGAUAUCGCUUCUGUUGAUUACUCAACUCUUGCCAUUUCGAAACAUCGUAUUCACUUCAAGUAUAAAGAUCAGAUUGUCUGGGACAAGGCAACUCAGACUGAUGAAGUGUUUGGAUCUUGUGGAUCUGGAAAGACAGUUGCAGAUGUAAUCAAGGAUAAGGAGCCACACUGUAAUGAAAACGUUUCUUCUCAAAGUAGACGAGAUGCUCAUCAUUCAGAGUCAGAUGAUGACGAUGAUGAUGAUGAUGAUGAAAUUGAUCCAACACAUUUCAUAUGCAUUCCAAUUACGAGUCCUCAAAUUCAUGCAACUGCACAAGAUGUGCAAGAGGCAUUGUGCUAUUCUGACCCAAGAUUUAGAGAUAGCUGUUUGGCUAUCUCUGCUCUUCAUGUAACACUUGCCAUGGUUAGAAUCAACACCGAUAAAGAUCUACAGUCAGUUAAACAGCUUCUCACUAACCUUCAAUUGUCAUUUAUUUCAAUGUUCAAUGAUAAUAGUGAGCUGUAUUUUGAAAGUGUAAGUCACUUUCGUGAUUGUGUUCUUUACACUAAGCCACGCCAACAGUCUACUCUGUCUGCGUUUGCUGCUCUGUUGCUACAAAAGUUGACAGACAAUGGUAUACCUACUCCUGGCAAUUACUCAGAGUUCAGCGCUCAUGUUACACUAAUUAAGCUAAGUCGUCCAAUGUGUCGUCAGUAUGACAUGAUGUCAAUCGAGAGAAGUCUGUACCUACCGUUUGCUGACAAGGUGUUUGGUCAUCAACAUAUUGAACGGCUGCAUCUGUGUUCAAUAACAGGACCAAGAGAGGAUGGUUUCUACCAACGAUUGCAUACUGUGGAGAACUCUAUCAUUGUGUUAAGUUCUAUCAUACCACGUCUUAUACAGAGAGCAUGUAAUAAGGCAAUUGUCAACAACAUCUUGUCACAAGAGAUGGCUGAUUCUAUAAAUGAUGCUACUGACAAGCAUUGUGCAAAUCAGAGAGAACUGUUUGAGCAUCUUGCUACGACACUUUUAUCACUUACUGGCCAACCCACUCUUGUAAUUUUGAGAGGCCUUCCUGGAAGCGGCAAAUCUACAGCUGCACGAGCAAUAGCUGAUGGUCUUGAUUGCAUCUGUAAUGCUGAUGAUUAUAUUGAGAUCAAGCAAGGCUACCAUUAUGACAAAACCAAACUUACAACAGCUCAUACACAGUGCUUUUUGAAAUGCAUCAAACUGAUGGAGUCAGAAACACCCCUAGUCAUUGUUGACAAUAUUAAUCAACAUGGGUGGAUUUAUUCAGCAUGUAAACAGUUGGCUAGUAUUGUUGGUUACCGAGUUAAAAUAUUGGAACUGCCUUGUUCUAACCAGAUGGCUUUAGGCAAUUAUGCUAGUCGCAGUGUCCACAAAGUUCCAAUAGAAUCUUGUGCCAAGAUGCUGAAAGAAUGGGAGAGAGAUUCAAUAGCAGUUGAGAUCACACAAGAUCAGGUGAAUGAUCGAGAAAUGCUAGAGGAUAUUCUAGACCAAGAAUGUGUUCCCACAGAUAGCCUCGGGAACUCGGAAUUUGUUGUUUACACAGGAGUUUUUCUUACAAAAGAAUCACGGGAGAUUAUGACAAUGCAAUUCAAUCCAGAACCUGAUCAAGUCAAUAUCGAUAUGAUUGGAAACACGGUCUAUCUGCAGGUGGUAGGGGUGGCUAGUGACUCUUACAUUCAAGCUGUAGUUGUGGAGUCUCGGAGUGAGUCAACAGCAAGUGCCAAUGCUCUCCCACAUAUUACAGUGUCUCACACAUCUGGUGUUAAGGCAAAUUAUUCCAAUGAAAUGUUACUGAAAAGAACUAAACCUCUAGAUCAGUGGUUAAAUAACAAGAUGUGGCCGCAACGUAUUGAUAUCCCAACUUGCCAGUUGCUUGGUUUUGACUUCGACGGCACUUUGGUUGAAUCACCAGACCCAGCUCAAGGUCAUCGAGAGUACAAACGAUUGACUGGCCAAGAGUGGCCACAUAAGAAGUUUCUAGGGAGACCAGAGUCAUUGUGUGAUCCAUUCACUGUCAAGGCAGGUCCAGCCAUGGCCGAUUUUCAUUGUCACUGUGGUCGUGCAGGGUCUCUUUCCUUUGUUCUAACGGCACGUCUAACAAGUCUUCAUACAGCGGUAAAGACUUGGCUUGAAAGAUAUAAUAUGUACCCAGAUCGUCUUAUCAUGAAACCAGACAACAGCAAUCAGACAGCAGCUGAAUUUAAGGCUGAUAUUGUCAAAGGGUUUCUCAGUGAGUUUCCUACUGUACGCUCCAUCAAACUCUGGGAUGACUCAGAUGACAACCUAAAAGCAUUCCAGGCAGUCAGUCAGCAAUUGCCAGCAAUCAACUUUACCAUCAUAGACAGCAAGCGGAUGAGUGCAAGUCAGAGGAAAACUGAAGUUGAUCAAUUUCUGCAACAGUCUGGUUCUCUUCCGCAUCCCUCUUUCUUAGCAGCAAGUGAAUCUGCAAUCUGCUUUGUGAGUGAAGUGUGGCAGAAUGUUAUCAAGGUCAGUACAGAUGAUCCACAAAAACUGUCCCUGCCGUUUGGAUCUAGUCAGUUGGGUAGAUUUGCAGAUGUUGAUGUGUGUUUACUUGCUCCUAAUUCGCUUAGCCACAGAGAUUGUGUUGUUCAACUGGAAAAGGCUUUGAAGGACUAUGGAGUAACAUUCACAUACAUUUCUCAAAGCUCCAGAUGUCCCAGACUGAAGGCUAAGUGUUUCUUUGCUGCAACAUCUCCUGUUGAGUUGGAUGUCGUAUUUUGUCUGGUUCCUCUAUUGUUUCUCGAUUGUCUUUGUUCUGGUCCAAAACCAUUUCUCAAUGACAUCACAGCUGCAGUUGCCAAAUAUGAUAAAGCCAGUCACACAGCAUUGACUGGACCUCUGUUUCUUCAGGAGAUACUGACUGCUAUCAGUAAGAGCGGAAGAGUGGUUUCAGAUUGUUUGUGGUUGAUUGAAAUUGUGUGCAUUAUUCUCAAAGCAAAUUGCCUCAAGGGAAAUGCGUUUCAUUGCAUUAGGACUUUCCAUCUUAUUAAGCUCCUCCAGCAUUUCUUACAGGCUGCACAGGAUGGAGUAAGCUUUUUUGUGAAUUUGUGCCAUCUCACUACAUUUCUCCGUUGA